GGCCGCACUCGCGCCAUGGCCGCCUACAGCAAGUACCUCACCGUGCGCCACUCGGCCAUCGCCGGCGCCACCGCCGCCGCCUGCGCGCUCCUCUGCCUGCUCAACAAGCGGCGGGCGGCAGCGCAGCAUAGUAAGAGAAGUGGAAAACAAGCAUUGCAGAACAAUGAGAAAGAGGGAAAGAAGGAGCGAGCAAUGGUGGACAGAGUGUUCAUUACAAGAAUAUGUCGAAUUCUGAAAAUAAUGGUCCCUAGAACCUUUUGUAAAGAGACAGGUUAUUUGCUACUUAUUGCUGUCAUGCUGGUAGUCCGCACAUACUGUGAUAUUUGGAUGAUUCAAAAUGGAACUGUCAUUGAAAGUGCCAUCAUUGGUCGCAGCAGAAAAGAUUUCAAGAAAUACUUGUUCAACUUCAUUGCUGCAAUGCCUGCUAUCUCUUUAGUGAAUAACUUCUUGAAGUAUGGUUUAAAUGAACUGAAACUUUGUUUUCGCAUAAGACUGACCAAAUACCUCUAUGAGGAAUAUCUUAAAGCUUAUACAUACUACAAAAUGGGAAAUCUGGACAACAGAAUAGCUAAUCCAGAUCAACUCCUUACCCAGGAUGUAGAAAAAUUCUGUAAUAGUGUAGUGGACCUGUACUCAAACCUUAGCAAGCCUUUUUUGGAUAUAGUUUUAUAUAUCUUCAAGCUAACAAGUGCAAUAGGAGCACAGGGUCCAGCUAGCAUGAUGGCAUACUUAAUUGUUUCAGGGUUUUUCCUUACACGUUUAAGGAGACCCAUUGGCAAGAUGACUAUUGUUGAACAAAAAUAUGAAGGAGAGUACAGAUACGUCAACUCACGGCUUAUUACAAACAGUGAAGAAAUUGCUUUUUAUAAUGGAAACUUAAGAGAAAAACAGACUAUUCACAAAACCUUCCGUAAACUGGUGGAACAUCUGCAUAAUUUCAUCUUGUUCCGGUUCUCUAUGGGAUUCAUUGAUACUAUCAUUGCCAAAUACCUUGCCACUGUGGUUGGUUACCUGGUUGUUAGUCGUCCAUUUUUGAACCUGGCUGAUCCUCGCCAUCAAAAUAGUACCCAUGCAGAACUUCUGGAGGAUUACUACCAAAGUGGAAGAAUGCUACUGAGAAUGUCUCAGGCUUUGGGCAGAAUAGUCCUAGCAGGUCGUGAAAUGACAAGAUUGGCUGGUUUCACAGCUCGAAUUACAGAAUUAAUGCAGGUUCUAAAGGACUUGAACAGUGGCAAAUAUCAGCGUACUAUGGUAUCACAAGAAAAGGAUGCAGAUAGAACGCAAGCUUUUACUCUGAUUCCCGGAUCUGGAGAAAUCAUCAACACUGAUAACCUUAUCAAGUUUGAUCAUGUUCCAUUGGUGACACCUAAUGGAGAUGUUUUAAUUCAAGACCUUAAUUUUGAGGUUCGAUCUGGUGCAAAUGUUCUGAUUUGUGGGCCAAAUGGCUGUGGGAAAAGCUCACUUUUUCGUGUUCUUGGUGAGUUAUGGCCUUUGUUUGGUGGGCGUCUAACUAAACCUGUAAGAGGAAAGUUGUUUUAUGUUCCUCAGAGGCCAUAUAUGACUCUUGGAACGCUCAGAGAUCAAGUUAUAUAUCCAGAUACUUUAGAAGAUCAACGAAAGAAAGGGAUUUCUGACCAGGUACUGAAGGAGUAUUUGGAUAAUGUCCAGCUGGGUCAAAUCUUGGAACGCGAAGGAGGCUGGGAUAGUGUUCAGGACUGGAUGGAUGUACUCAGCGGAGGAGAAAAACAGAGAAUGGCAAUGGCAAGAUUAUUUUAUCAUAAGCCCCAGUUUGCAAUUCUGGAUGAAUGCACUAGCGCUGUUAGUGUUGACGUAGAGGGCUACAUUUACAGCCAUUGCCGUAAGGUUGGCAUCACUCUCUUCACUGUCUCCCACAGAAAGUCACUUUGGAAACAUCAUGAUUUUUACUUGCACAUGGAUGGUAGAGGAAAUUACGAGUUCAAGAAGAUAACUGAAGACACAGUUGAAUUUGGAUCUUAAAAUUCAUAAACUACACUGCUACAGAGACUGAUAAUUACAGGAAACAUGUAGAAUGGCAGACAUUGUACAAUAAAACUAUUCAGCUUGUUUUUUAAACAAAUUAACUAGGAUAACCAAAACAAGCUGUAAAGCAUUUACUAUUAUGUAGGAUAUUGCUAAUUGUGUAUAUGUUGGUUUAAUUAUUAAUAUGUACUAAGAAUGUCCUUAUUCUUGUGGUUUAAAAACCUGCCUGAAUUAAAUUGGGCUUAAAUCGGUGUAACCUGAUUCAUCCUGGGAUGCAAACCAUUUGAAAUCAGCUGAUUUGACUUUUGUAGACCUUGUUUCCCUUCAGUGAAAAGCCCUGUUAAAAUUAGGGUUGCUACCUCUCUUGCGCCUGCAAAGCAUCUUGGAUAUUUUGCUCUGUUCUAUGCAUGUUUCUGAGUUAUCUCACAUGCUGCAGGAUGGUCUCCGGUGUUCAGAUCUGUGCCCUGACAGACUGAUGAAAGAGCCUUUUCCUUGACCAAGCGUUGUGAUGUAGCCAAUACGCCCUUCAUGGUAAAAGAUGAACUAAACCUAAAAGAUAGAGUUAAUUUCCUUGGCUAAGAAAAUUAAGCUUGUUCUUUAGGUUUUGGAUUCUCUUUAGCUUUUGUCUGUGCAUAAGGUGAUGUGCUGCUCACCUCUCUUUCUCUCACAACUUAGCAAGAGCUUCAUCCUUCCCCUACUCCAACCUUCUCCUGUCAGAGAAAUUCUGUGAUAAUGAAGAGUUGAGAGGUAGUUGAGGGAGGAAAGGGCUAACAGGAAAAACAAGAGAAGUGAUGUUCUGUGUAUCAACUGGAUCUUUGAACAUUUUUCACCUGGGGUUGUUCAUAUUUUCUGCUCUGAAGAAAUGAAUGGCUUCCACAAGUAAUAGUAGACAAAAGUGUGGAAUCACUCAUUCUUAUCUUGAAAUCAAUAGGAGUUAGAACGGACUCAGAAAUAUAUCCUAAAUUGUCCAUCUUCUGCAAAAUAAUGUUAGUCUGUGAAGUAGCAGCCUGUUGUCUGUCCUAUGUGUUCAGUCCUGUGAUACAGCAGUUGUUUUUCAAAGUCUCUCCCUUCUUCCCUCUUCAAAAAGAGAAGUUCAAAUCUCUUCAUGGUUUUAGCUGCUGUUCAGAUCUGAGUUUGAAAAUAAGUGGUGAUGGUACUUUUUGUUAUUAGUCUAUGUAGAACCUAAAACGAUGCCUUUCAUCCUUCAAAUUUUCUUCUCAUUUCUAUCAAUAGGGCUCUUAAUUUCUGAUACCAGUUAUUCACCAGUGAUUCUCACUGCUGUCAAUGGGCUGCUAAUCCCUGUUGGUUUUCUUACUCUCCAGAUGCCAAAUCUCAUUAAAGAAACUAAACUUUUUAAAUAGCUUUCUGUAACCAAUUCUUGAUUAAAAAUGAUUAUUGUGGUUACCAUAUCAUAUUGACAAGCACAAAUGCAGCAAAAUUAUUUCUGUGAUCAGAGAAUAUAAAGAUAUAAAUCAAACUGAAUUAUUGUUUGAACUCUUAAAAAAAAAAAAAAAAGACUUGUACAGUGAAGGUCUAGUUCUUUAGUGUUCUACAUCAGGUACAACAUAGGAAUGCACUACAUGAAAGCAUGCAUAAAAUAAGCAAUAAAUGUGUUCUCUGUACAUCUUUUAUCGAGGGUUUAGAUUUUUAAAAAUCUUUUUAUAAAAUUGAUUGGUACUUGAAUGCACUGCUCUGCUAAUAUUUACCCAGUUUAACUAGUCGUUAUCUUUCAUAUUGAGAUUUCUACCUGUUAAUAUUUAUCGUAAUUCUUGCCCAUACCUGUCGUUAGUAAUGUUCUUUCAUAGUACUCAGAUGCCAAAAGCUAUUCUAGUAUAAGAAUCUAGUGACCACAGUAGAUUGAUAGUAGAGGGCAUCAGUGAAAAACAAAAAUGUCUCUCCAAAAUCUAGCAUUUUUUGGAAAUAAGACACCAGAAUAAAUUUUUGUGCAUGUUCCACAAGAAGGGAAAUAGUCAUAUUUUACUAUUUUUUCUGUACACUCAAAUUCUCAUAUCAGCCUAAUUUUAUAAUGUAGCAGGUAGCAGCAUGCUGUGUGUGAGGCUGUAGUCCCCUUUCAUUGUAACCAUGAAAAUGUGGCUGCCAGAUGACUGUUUUUGUGAAAGUUGUCAACUCAAAUGCAACUACUUUUCUUUAAAGGAAUGUUUUAGUAGCCUUUUAGAAAGACACCCCCCCCCCCAAAAAAAAAACAAAAAAACUUUAAAGCGAAAAAGUUGCUAUUUUCCAUGGGAGUAGGGCAAAUUCUAUAGUGCAGAAAUAGACUUGGAGUAGCUUAGUUGUUAGAGUAACAAGUAGGACCUUGCACAGCACAUUGAUGUAGCACUGUAGCAACUGCUCCCAUGGUACUUAAAUUGUUUGAUAACAAAAUUUUAUAUGAUCUUAGAGUUACUUUAAAAAGUAAAUCCAGUUCCAUAACAACGGAGGAAUAGGUUUGCCUUUAUAGAUAUUAUGAAAUUUGAAAAUUGAGGAUGCUCAUACUGUAGGGCCAGGAACUUGAUUCCUAAAAAUUUGUUUCUAAAUAUACUGAGAGGGAAGAAAACUAUUCUUCAGAACUUGAUUGUAAAAGAGGCUUAUAAAGAAAAUGUAAAAAUGAGUGAUGUUUUAGAAUGGUAUUCUUAAAAGGCCUUACACUGAACUACUUAAAGAUGGACUUUGUCUAAUGAAGGAAUGUAAAACCUAAUGAAAAUGAUCAAGUCUCAGUUCUGUUGCAGAAUUGCACUGUGAUACUAUAUAUUAGCUUUUAGGUCUUUUUAAUAGCACAAGUUGAAGUUUGGAAAUUAGAAUUUUAAUCUGUCCUAGUCAAACAGUACUGAUAAAUGCCUUCAGUCUCAAACUGUUGGCGCUUUGAAAAUGCGCUGGUGAUAGUCACAUGGCUGCAUUUCAGCAGUGGGUGGGAAACAUUCCUGUGUGUAAAUACUGUAAAGUGCUUUGGAGGGGGAAAUGGCGCUAUAUAAAUGUAAGACAUUAAGUGCCUCUGAAAUAAUAAAUCUGAACAGAAAAUGUA
Molecule: messenger RNA, 5020 nt
Organism: Rhea pennata
Lineage: Eukaryota; Metazoa; Chordata; Aves; Rheiformes; Rheidae
Gene: ABCD3
Product: ATP binding cassette subfamily D member 3
Exons: 23
Coding region: 16-1998 (660 amino acids)
Biological process (GO): very long-chain fatty acid catabolic process; peroxisome organization; fatty acid beta-oxidation
Cellular component (GO): peroxisomal membrane; peroxisome
Molecular function (GO): ABC-type transporter activity; ATP hydrolysis activity; ATP binding
Source: RefSeq, a predicted model, not a curated record